Messenger RNA from Monascus purpureus, 2339 nucleotides. The record is from the annotation of a GenBank genome assembly. NCBI's taxonomy places the organism in Eukaryota, Fungi, Ascomycota, Eurotiomycetes, Eurotiales, Aspergillaceae.
UGCAACAUCACACUUCAAUCCAUCCGGAAGAACGCUUAUUCUCCAGUACCAGUGUAAUAAAAAGAAAAGGGAGGAAGAAAACAUGCCGCUGACCCCCGAGCAAGUCAAAAUCAUCAAGGCCACCGUGCCCGUCCUGCAGCAGCACGGCCUGACCAUCACCACCACCUUUUACAAGAACAUGAUCAAUGCGCACCCCGAGCUGAACUCCGUCUUCAGCACCACCCAUCAGGUCACCGGCCACCAGCCCAAGGCCCUGGCCAUGGCCGUGCUGGCCUACGCGCAGCACAUCGACGACCUGGGCGCUCUCGCCCCGACCGUCGAGCUGAUCUGCACCAAGCACGCAUCCCUCUACAUCCGACCGGACCAGUACCAGAUCGUGGCCAAAUACCUCCUCGAAGCCAUGGGCCAGAUCCUGGGCGAUGCACUGACCCCCGAGAUCCACGACGCCUGGGCGGCGGCCUACUGGCAGCUCGCCGACGUCUUGAUCAAACGCGAAGAAGAACUCUACAAGCAAGCGGACGGCUGGACCGACUGGCGCGACUUCCGCAUCGCCAAGAAAGUCCCCGAGUCCUCUGAGAUCACCUCCUUCUACCUGGAACCCGUCGACGGGAAGCCCCUCCCUACCUUCCUGCCGGGCCAGUACAUCAGCGUGCAGCUCUUUGUCCCCUCCCUCAAGCACCUGCAGGCCAGACAGUUCUCGCUGUCCGAGAAACCGCGCUCCGAUUACUACCGUAUCUCCGUGAAGAGAGAGUCCGGCGUGGAUCCGCGGGAUCCCUCCGCCGCUGCGCAUCCGGGGUGCGUGUCCAACCUACUGCACGACGAGUACACGGAAGGCGACACGCUCAAGGUCUCCCACCCGCAAGGCGACUUCUUCCUCUCCGCCGCCGAAAGGGACGGCUCGGGACCGAUCGUUCUCGUGUCCGCGGGCGUCGGUCUCACCCCGUUGACAUCCAUCCUGAACACCCUGACGUCCUCCGCGAACCCGGCUGCCACGGAGCGGAGAAUCCACUACAUCCACGGCGCCCGCACGUCGCAGGUCCGCGCCUUCAAGUCCCACAUCCAAUCCCUCGACGCCAAGUUCCCCAACCUCCACGCGACCUUCUUCACAAGCCAGCCCGUCGAAUCGGACAAGCAGGGCGUGGACUACCACCACGCCGGCCGGAUUGACCUCCGCAAACUCGACGCGCAGCGGGAUCUGUUCAUCGACGACCCUAAGACCGAGUACUUUGUUUGCGGUCCGACCUCGUUCAUGGCCGACAUGAAGAAGGAGCUGAAGGGGUUAGGCGUUGGGGAGGAGAGGGUUAAGAUGGAGCUUUUCGGAACAGGCGGUAUUCCUCAUUGAUUUAUUCUUGGCACAAUUUUUCUUUUUAUGUUUGGAAUGACAAUUAGAUAGGCACUUAAUGAGCAUUGAGUAUAAUAACUAGUUAUUGUCCGUACAUUGGAUACGACGAGGAUCAUGAUUAGACAACAGGUCAUUUUGAAGAUGGCCUCGAGGAAUGCGCUUCUUUCAGGUGGUUCCAGCAAACCUUGCAUUGCGGGAUAUUCUUUUACUACUUCUGAAAAGCCCUUGAUGGCAGUUUGUAGUCCAGCAAGCCGUAUUGCGAGAGCGAUGACUUCGCCGUUCGCCUUCGGCACAAGGACAUUUGCGGAAGGCAUCCAGGACCCGACUUGCACGUGAAGUUAUCUGAUCGGCAACUAGGUUGUAUUUAGCAUUUCGUGGGCACUGUAUAUAUAGAUGUAGCUGAGGAUUGUUAGGUUGAGAAGAACAUGGAAUGGGCAACAGACAAGAGAGUUGAAGGCAACAGGAUUCAUAAGAUUGAACGCUCUAUAUCAAUAUACUGCCGUCUCUAGUACAUUGUGAAGCUCUUAGUUGACAUACUUAACGCUUGAAGCUCUUGUAUAUGCGGGAUUCGGGAACCCGUACCUUUCCUGCCGGAACAUAUAUACUCCGGACCCCGUGACUGGAUUAUUAGAUAAUCCGCUUAUCCAAAAUUGUUGGAUCAACUUGCUUGUAUUGUAUUGUAUCUAUCUAGGUUGGUCUAGCUAUUUUAGUGUGUCAGGCCAAGCGAAGGCGGUCUAAUAUGGCAGAAUACACGUGACCUCUACCAAAAAUACUAUUUAUAUUCCUCAUCAAAAAGUAAAAUGUCACGUUGUCUAGCGGCGGUCUGCCCGUGAUAUGGUUGGCAAGUCGUAAAAAGAUCCAGUCCUUGAACACAGGCCUCAAAAAGGCGCAAACAAUGGAUCUGAUGGUCAUUUAAUGCAGUGGAGUUUGCGGACGAGUGGUGAUAAAGUGUCAGGUCAAGUCCAAUCCAAGGGAGAGGGAAAAGAAUCUAGACGGU